This is a messenger RNA of Theobroma cacao (cacao), 2439 nucleotides long. Lineage: Eukaryota; Viridiplantae; Streptophyta; Magnoliopsida; Malvales; Malvaceae. The record is from RefSeq and is a predicted model, not a curated record.
AUGGAUUCCUUUGCCUCGAGUAUUGUGACAAGUAUCUUGGCGAAAGUAGGGACAUCUGCUUACCAGCAUAUUAUCUCUGCAUGGGGCAUUGAAGAUGAAAUGAGGAAGUUGAGAAACACUUUAGAAGAAAUCCAAGCUGUGCUCAAUGAUGCUGAGGAGAGGCAGGUGAAAGACGAGGAGCAGGAACUGAGGAUUUGGUUGCGAAGAUUUAAGGAUGUCCUGCACAACGUGGAAGAUGUGUUGGAUGAUUUUGAGAUUCAAGAUUUGCAGACAAAGAUGCUGGUGGAUCGUGGGACUACUCUAAAUAAGGUACGCAACUUCUUUUCAUCCUCCAACUCCCUUGCUUUUCGCUUCAAGACGAGUCAAAAAAUAGAGAAAAUAUGGGAGAGGUUGGAUGAAAUUAAAACCAGCAAAGACAGAUUGAAACUCUCCAAGGCACCCAAAAAGGAGACUGGCAUCCAAAGGGCCAGGGAGACCCACUCCUAUGUGGAUGCUCCUGCUGUCACUGGGAGAGAUGAUGAUAAAGAAAAUAUCAUUCAAAGUUUGCUGCAGCCGGAUGAUCAUGAUCGUAGUUAUAAUAAUGUCUCUGUUAUCUCAAUAGUUGGAUUAGGAGGUUUAGGGAAGACAACUCUGGCUAAAUUGGUGUGCAAUGAUGAAAGGGUACGUAAGCAUUUUGACCUGAAUAUGUGGGUUUGUGUCUCGGAGGAGUUUGAUGUCAUAACAAUGACAAAAGAAAUUCUUAAAUCAACAAAGGCAGGUCUGCUAGGUUAUGAUGAGUCCAAUUUCCAGAAGUGGCAAGAGGAGCUACGGCAUGCUUUGAAAGAUAAAAAGUUUUUACUCGUUUUAGACGAUGUAUGGAACGAUAACCCCAGAAAAUGGGAAGAGCUGAAUCAAUUGCUGAUUGGGCGCAGGGGAAGCAAAAUCUUGGUGACUACUCGUAGUCAAAAGGUUGUCAAAGCCAUGAAAUCUCAAGUGAAAUAUGAGUUAGGCAGCCUUUCCCAUGAUGAUUGUCUUUCUCUGUUCUUGAGAUGGGCUUACAUUGAAGGACAAAAAGAAAGGCACCAAACCCUGGUAGAAAUUGGAAAUGAAAUUGUGAAAAAAUGUAAAGGAAACCCUUUAGCAGCUAAAACUUUAGGGAGCUUGCUUUCCUUGACAACUAAUGAAAAAGAUUGGCAAAAUAUCAGGGACAAUGAGAUAUGGGAGUUAGAACAGAAAGAAGAUGACAUCAUGCCUGUACUAAAACUGAGUUACAAUCGAAUGCCACCAUACUUGAGAUCAUGUUUUGCUUAUUGUGCAGUUUUCCCAAAAGAUUUCAAAUUCAACUCUGUUGAUUUGAUCCAACUAUGGUGUUUCUUCGAAGAUGUUGAGGAAUAUGUGUUUGUUUACACGUUCAAAAUGCAUGACUUAAUGCACGAUCUUGCACUAUCUGUGGCACAGAAGGAAUUCUUGACCGUGGACUUCCGCACCAACAUUAUCCCCGAAAGUGUUCGACAUCUGUCACUCUUUAACAGUAAUUUAUUUCAGCAAAAACUCAAGAAACCCUCACAAAAGAAGUUGAGGAAAACAUUGCGAACUAUUCUCUGUCCACUUGCAGUGUUAGGAUCUAUUUGUGAAUCUGAUGUUGGUAGCUUCAUCAUGGGCUGCAAGUACUUAUGGCUGUUGGAUUUAAGUUCCUCGUCUUUCGAGGAGCUCCCAAGCUCCAUCGGCCGGUUAAAGCAUUUGAGAUAUUUCAGCCUGUCCGGAAAUCACAGAAUCAGGAGACUUCCCAAUUCGGUUUGCCAGUUGCAGAAGUUGCAAGCAUUGGGACUUGUUGGAUGUAGAAAGCUUGAAAGGUUACCCAAAGGUGUGAGAAACCUGAUUAGCCUUAGAUUUCUAGAAUUCACAACAAAUGAAGAGUUGUUGCCAAAUGAAGAAAUUGGAUGCUUGGAUUCUCUUCAAGUUCUCUCCAUAUCAGGAUGCCAAUAUCUAAGAUUUUUGUUCGAGGAUAUGAAGCAAUUAACUGCCCUCCGAACUUUGAGCAUCACGGACUGCAACUGGCUUCGGCGUCUUCCAUGUUCUGUGAAUGAUCUGACCGCAUUGGAGAACUUGAUAAUCUCCAACUGUGCAGACCUAGACUUAAAGGGAAAAGAGAAUGCCAACCCCAACCAAGAUGAAAAGGUGUGUAGCCUUCGAUCAAUCACAAUUACAAAAAUGACAACUUUCAUGGCUUUGCCUCAAUGGCUUCAACGAUCGGCCAAUACCUUAUCGUGCAUAAUUAUUGAAGAUUGUCCCAACUUCAAGACAUUGCCAGAGUGGUUGAACAAUGUCAAGUCACUUCAAAAGCUUCAAAUUAAAAGAUGUCCCCAAUUUCCAUAUGUGUCAGAGCUGAGCAAACUUGAAAUGGGCCUAGUCCCAAAGGUUUAUGUUGACGACUUCAAGUUGGAGCCUAGUGAGGGUUGA